Messenger RNA from Amyelois transitella, 1336 nucleotides. RefSeq names its product coactosin-like protein. Bases 311 to 802 code for a protein of 163 amino acids. The record is from RefSeq and is a predicted model, not a curated record. The transcript has 5 exons. Gene Ontology annotation, cellular component: cortical actin cytoskeleton; plasma membrane; site of polarized growth. Gene Ontology annotation, molecular function: actin filament binding. Gene Ontology annotation, biological process: regulation of actin filament polymerization. Lineage: Eukaryota; Metazoa; Arthropoda; Insecta; Lepidoptera; Pyralidae.
UAUAUCUACCUAUAGCUCUGUAUUCACUCACUGGAGAGCGAGGGAGGCUGUGGGCGUGUGAUAUUGGUAGAUGCAGCAGUGCCGGCCGGCGGCACAAAUAAUUUCAUUCACAAACCUAAUUCCCAUCAAAUUCUAAUGGAGACAGUGAUUUAUACAAUUAACUGUUAACUUUUUAGUGCGAGUUCGAAGUUGGAACGCUCCGCCGCCUCUAAAUAAACUAACGAAAAUUCUGUGUGAAAUUACCAAAAAGUAAUUAAAAUAUUUUGUAGUGUUAAUUUUAGAGUGAUUUUGUAAAAUAAAUUGUGCGACAAUGGCUGAAGGUUUGGAAUACGAGACCAUAGUGCAGAAUGGGCCGAAAAAAGUAACAAUGACCACUGGCCUGGACCGGGAGACGAUACGCUCAGCUUACGAAGAUGUAAGAUCAGACGGAACUCCAACUGAAUGGGCGGUGUUCAAAUUCGAGGGCGCGCGCAUCGUGUGCUCGGCGCGCGGGAGUGACUUCACCGAGUUCCGGACGCAGUUCUCAGACGACGAGCGCGCCUUCGGAUACCUCAGGCUGCAAAUGGGCGACGAGAUGUCGAAACGUCGGAAGUUCUUGUUCGUGACGUGGGUGGGUCCCAACGUGUCAGUCAUCAACCGAGCCAAGAUGUCCACGGACAAGGCCAUCAUCAAGGACAUCAUAUCAAACUUUGCUGUGGAACUUCAACUGGAAAGCCAAGCUGAAAUAGACAUCGAUCAGUUCAAAGAUACGUUGAACAGAGCCGGCGGAGCGAACUAUGGCACUGGAAUCCGAGAUUUAUGAAUUGCACAAUGUAAAAUUAAUUUCUUACCACAAGUCAAACAUGACCUCAUAAACUUAAAGAAACCUUCAUAAUAAACCUUUUUUCCGUGGUGUGUUCAUAAUUUUUCGAAGAUCAGGCCGUUAUCUGCUUGAAAAAACAUUUUUAUACCAUAAUAAUUAGUCAUUUCGUAACAAUUUUAGUCUUAUUUUUUGUCAGUAAAGAUCUAUUUAUUUUUUUUAUUAACAAAAUUUAUACCAGUUAUUGGAAUGUACUGUAAGUAAACAAUAGGUAAUUUGUAAAGGCAUUGUGCAAUUAAUUCUUUGGUACCAUAAUUUAAGAAAUAUGCCAAAAAAUAUUAGCAAUGUUGCCAUGUAGAGGGCGCGCUAAGUGCAUUUAUUUUUUGUCAACAUGUAUUUUUGUGACUGUCGAAAUUUUACUUCAUAUUGUAUACAAAAUAUGGAUUUUAUGGGCUUUUAUACAUUGAAUAAUAAUUAUUAUUACGCAGCAUAUUAUUAUUAUCGAUAAACCAACUGAAAUUAAAUUAACCAACAAUA